CACUGCAUAUUUCAAGUCCAGAGUCACGGUCCAGCCGACCUAUCUUUCAAAAUGCAUAUCCUCGAGAUUAUUGCCUCAUUCGUCGUUAUAUCUACGACAUCACUAGCAGUCUAUGCCUCGCCAUCCUCUCCUCCAGAGGACAGAGCCGUGCAGCUAGCAGCUCGAGAUGGCGAGACGAUGCGCUUUUUCAAGCUACCAGACUUUGCCGGACCCUCCGAAGAGGUCAAGGUCACUCGCGACAGCUGCAUUAGAUUGGCACAGGACAAAAGCAUCGCUUGGCAUUCCAAGUCUGUUCAUUUACCGGAUCCGCCGGAGAAGUGGAGUUGUGUCCUGUUUAAUGAGGAAGAUUGUCUACCGCCUGCAAAGUCUAAGAGCUAUACCAUCACUAGCACUAGCCCUCUGGGGAAUUUGGCUGUUGCGGGGUUUGACACGUUUGGGUCAAUGAAGUGUCACCAUGCAUGAGCGGGUCUCGAACGCAUGAAGACGUCAACGGUGGAGGAAGUCUAGGAGAUCCACAUGCCGAGCUUCUGCUUCAGUGUGUCUCGGCGUACGAGGCUUUUAGCGGGAUGUUCCACCGCUCCUUGUAGCCCUCCUUUUCUUCGCGUUAUUGUACAACAUCCAGGCAAUGAUUAGAAGAAUGGCGAUUAUGCCGGAAGAUGCCGGCCCUGUCACUUUCCACACUUCCUUCUGGUUCGUGUUGCCGGAUUCUCCCGUAAACUCUACUACAUUCAUUCCGAAGUAUGAUGUGAAGAAGGAUAGUGGGAG
This is a messenger RNA of Trematosphaeria pertusa, 765 nucleotides long. RefSeq lists its product as uncharacterized. Bases 52 to 462 code for a protein of 136 amino acids. The record is from RefSeq and is a predicted model, not a curated record. NCBI's taxonomy places the organism in Eukaryota, Fungi, Ascomycota, Dothideomycetes, Pleosporales, Trematosphaeriaceae. The transcript has 4 exons.